Messenger RNA from Vigna angularis (adzuki bean), 1407 nucleotides. RefSeq names its product protein COFACTOR ASSEMBLY OF COMPLEX C SUBUNIT B CCB2, chloroplastic. Bases 54 to 929 code for a protein of 291 amino acids. Lineage: Eukaryota; Viridiplantae; Streptophyta; Magnoliopsida; Fabales; Fabaceae. The transcript has 7 exons. Gene Ontology annotation, biological process: cytochrome b6f complex assembly. The record is from RefSeq and is a predicted model, not a curated record.
CGUUUUUAAGGAAAUGAAACUCCGUUUUGACAAACGUUAUCCAGAAACAAAACAUGAACAACAUAGCCACCAUCUGUUUCAAACCCUGCAUUCCUUUCCCAGUACAAUCUCCCAAAACCAGCUUCAGAAAAUUCCCACUCACAAUACCUCGAUCCAGUCUUCAAGAUUCUCAACCACCCAACUCAACCCAACAACAACAACAACUCAAUCUCUCUGUUCUUCGCUUCACAUUGGGGAUACCUGGGUUGGAUGAAUCCUACUUGCCUAGAUGGAUCGGUUAUGGCUUUGGUUCGCUUCUCCUUUUGAAUCACUUUCUUGGGAGUGAUGCAGCCGCUGUUACACCAGCUCAGCUUAGCACAGAGGUUUUGGGUCUGUCUUUAGCUUCCUUCUCAAUUGUGCUGCCCUACCUUGGUAAAUUUCUCAAGGGUGCUCAACCAGUGGACGAAAAGACUAUACCAGAAGGGACUGAACAAAUAUUUGUCAUGUCAACAGAGGUAGGGAAUGGCCUGAAGGAGGAUCUGGCUUGGGCAUCAUAUGUUUUGCUGCGUAAUACAAAUGCCAUAGCUAUGCUAAUUUUAAUUCAAGGAGAAAUAUGUGCAAGGGGAUACUGGAACAUACCAGAUGAUACAUCAAAAGAAAUUCUUCCGGAUUGGUUUAAGAAAAAAAUUGAAAAAGCUGGCCUGUAUGAUUUGAAAGACACCCUAUAUUUUCCCCAAGACGCAGAUUCCGAAUUUCAGGAUCUGGUACCUAUGGGGACUCGCUGUCUUUUGAUCCAACCAGUCUUACAUGUUUCUAAUGAGAAUGAUGUUGGAUUGCAAAAACCUGGUGGAUUCAUUCUUCUGGCCUCAACUACAAGGUAUGCAUUUAGCAAUAAAGACAAAGCCUGGAUUGCAGCCGUGGCAAACAAAUUUAGAGGUAGAGUGGUGUAGCCAUCUGAUUAUCUAAGGCAAUGCAAGAGUAUCUGUUGUACAACGAAAAUGAAGAUUGAAAUCUGUGGCAUAGGAUUUAACAGCUCAAAAUCAAGACUUUCUUGGUUAAAUUAAGGGGAAAAAAUUAGGAAAUUGAAGACUUAAGUGGAAUAUGUGAGGGGUCAGACUGAUUUGCAAGAAUUGGGAUGAGGAUUGGAGAUCAGUCAGUAGCAGCUUUUGGACAAUGAUGAACAUUUUCUAUAAAUUUUGAAAAAGUGGGUGAUUGAUUCUAAUUUGAAUCAAUGGAGGCAUCUCAAAUUUGAAAAUUACUAUUAGUCUUUAUACUUGUUUAUCAGUGUAGUUUAUGAAAGAAUUAAUGUAAUUUUUUUGUGUUUUUCUUAGAAGGAGUUUAUGGAAAAUUCGUCAAACAGGUUUUGGUCUUGACUUGUAUUCUUUAUAGAUGUAUAGAAGUUGGUCUUAUUGCAGCAGUUACCAUGAU